AAUGGAUUGGUUUCAUUGCAACCAGUGUUUCCGAAAGGAUGGGGCCCAUUUCUUUGUCACCAGUUGUGGCCAUAUUUUCUGUAAAAAGUGUAUGACUCUGGAAAAAUGUGCUGUUUGUGGAAGUCAUUGCAAGCACCUGGCUCUUUCUGAUAAUUUAAAGCCUCAAGAGAAGAAGUUCUUCAAAAGUCCUGUAGAGACAGCUUUGCAGUGUUUUAGUCACAUCUCUCAGGUGUGGUGUUUCCAGAAGAAACAAACCGAUCUUCUUAUUGCCUUUUAUAAGGACAAAAUUACAAAAUUAGAGGCAGCUAUGAAGGAGGCCCAAGAAACAGUGGCCAGCCAGAACAAAGAGCUAUCAGUCUUGAGAAAGGAGAAUGGAGAACUGAAGAAAUUUCUAGCCAUCCUAAAGGGAUCUCCAAGCUGCUACUACGGAAGCAGAUUAACUACACCUCGACCAGUGGGCAUUACUUCCCCAUCACAAUCAGUUGCUCCACGACCCAGUUUCCAGCAUAGCGGCCAAGUGGUCAGUCGCUCUUCUUCUGUGGAGUCCAUCCCUUAUACACUGGCUGGCUUUGGUAAUAUAGAACAGGGAAGCAGAGGCCUGCAGGAAAGGAGCACUCCCAGAGACCCCUACACUGAAACCCCUUCACCAGCUUCAACUCGUAGCCUCUCUUACAGACCUUCACCUGCCUCCUCUGGACAGGGGGUUUCUUUUAGACCGUUCCUCAGUGGGGACUCAGGCCACACAAGAGUCCUUACUCCCAACAAUUCUGGUCAGAGGGAGAGCAGAGCCACACCAGAGAAUCUUCCUGGUUUCCAACUUCCGGUCCUACAGACAUUCUCCCAACAGAGGCAGAUGGGACUAGCCAGGAGAGAAGAAUGGAGCAUUUCCAGAUAGACAUCCAUCUUCCAGGUUUGAACUAUGCAUAAUGCUCAAGGAUGGACUUCAGUGUCCAGUACUCACCAGGGGACAUAGGCUUGGAAAAUGUGUACCUGCAGUUUCUUGGUUUCAUUCUGCAGCUUGUUCUCUUGAACUUUAUAUUCCUUUUUCUCUUCAAAACAUUAAA
This is a messenger RNA of Onychomys torridus (southern grasshopper mouse), 1064 nucleotides long. It is a transcript of the gene Rnf212b, whose product is annotated as ring finger protein 212B. Gene Ontology annotation, molecular function: SUMO transferase activity. The record is from RefSeq and is a predicted model, not a curated record. Gene Ontology annotation, biological process: reciprocal meiotic recombination; protein sumoylation; homologous chromosome pairing at meiosis. NCBI's taxonomy places the organism in Eukaryota, Metazoa, Chordata, Mammalia, Rodentia, Cricetidae. The transcript has 14 exons. Bases 2 to 895 code for a protein of 297 amino acids. Gene Ontology annotation, cellular component: synaptonemal complex.